This is a messenger RNA of Amoebophrya sp. A25, 9465 nucleotides long. The record is from the annotation of a GenBank genome assembly. Lineage: Eukaryota; Dinophyceae; Syndiniales; Amoebophryaceae.
AGCCCCCGAUUUGCCGCCAACCGACUUACCCCGAAGAAUUUGUCUUGUUUCCUGCGAAUAUGUUUCUUCGUGCCGUCGCCUAUUCUUUACCUGCCUCAGUCGUUAGUGAUAGCAUGUUUUUAUUUCCGCGAAAACGAAUAGAAACAAUCUGAAAAAUCUUGAUAAUUUGGAUUGUAAAAAGGCAUUCAAGACGAAUGCACAUGAACAUCACGCAGUAACAACCUUUAGGAAGAUCAUGAAUAUGGAUAGAAGUGGGAUUAGGAAAUUGACGACGACCACUAGCCACUAUUUUUCUCCCGGAAAAAGAGUGCUGGCCAACAGAAUGAGGUCUCCACUCGGACUAGUUUGGGCGCAGGGUCUUGUGUGGGCGCGCACAGAAACCGAUGCAGCAGGGAACCAAAUGGAGCCUGUGGUCGAUAUGCCUUUUCAAACGCCACGCGAAAAAUGGCUUGGCAUGAAGCUCACUUACCAAGGCGAGGGCUUGAGACGUAUUAUCGAAUAUCACUCGUAGAUGAAGAAGUAUUGAUGUUGCUAAUAACUCUAUUGAUGAACGAAUGAAUGAACUCUAGUUGUACAACUCGUGGUCGUGGAGGAUCCAUAACGUUUCUACGAUCACAUUGAAUUUGAUUUGUUUUUCUUCACUGCAACAGCACAACGCAGGUCAUAAUUCGCAUAUGCUCCUGGCCGCGGACGAGGGCAGUGCCGCUUUGAAGAGUGCGCAGGAGAUCGCUGCUUUGUACGUGCCCUUUGACACGGUCCACGACGAGCCCACUAGUUCCUGGCUGCAAACGAGUGACACCAUGCACCUGGAUCGGGCUCACGAGUACCUCCACAAUGUGAAGCACUGGGAGACGCUUAGCGCCCAUCACGAGCACAUCUUGGCGCACGGACCCGCAGCGAAGAAGUCGGGCGACCUCGUUGCGUUCUCAAUGGCAGCUGCCGGUGAAGGACGCAAGUUGCCUCCCUCUCAAACGAUUGAUGGGGGAGAUGCAACCGAAGAAAACAAUGAGGAGAUCAAAGAAGGGACGAAAAGACAGGAUGACGAGGUGGAUCAGAUGAACGACGCCUCCAGUACUGCACCGGCGGCUGGUAGCGCCAUGCUGGAGGUUUCGUCGGUGGUGGACGUUGAACCGGCAGUCCUAGGAGCGUCCAGUCUAGUAGGUCUCUCCGACGGAGUCGGACAUGAGGAGGAGGAGGAAAAUCAGGAUACUGCUGACACAGACAUGCCGGCAGAGAUGCAUCAUGGGGAAUUCUCGCAGCGGCCUGGUAAAAUGAGUGCUGCGUCAUCUUUUAUGAGCUGCUUUAGUUUUCCUCAACCAUUAGACGACUUGAUUGAUUCGUUCACCGACACCGACUAGUGUCUUUUACACGCAAGUGCAAAUACAACAGCUUUUUUUGUUUCCCGACGGACAGUGAUUUUUAUCUCGCAAUUUUCCCAAAGAAGACAUCAGACUUCUAAUUGAGCUUCUUGGAAAUGGAAUAUAAAUUCUGUUUGGCCAUCAUCUCCUAAUUAUCACCAAUAAGCUAGAAGUAGUAAAUUCUGCUAGUCGCUUCACUCUAAUGCUGCUAGUAACAAAAGAGCGGGCGGCUCCUCUUCACGACGCAGUGGAGGGGACGGCGCUGUCGAGAUUUUGGACGUUGAACGCACACGCGCUGGUGAUGGCUCUCCGCUUGCCAGCAGUGUGCUCGAGAAGCCGAUCCGACCGGUGAAUUUUCAUCGUACCGUAGCAGAUGAACCAGACAGCACGUCCGCCGAUGAAGCCGAGUUGACUGACGCGGACCGGGCAGCGGCAAGAAGAGCGGAGCACCAAGAACGAAAGAAACAGUCUUCGCAAGAGCUUGUGGAAGACGUUGGAGGCGACUCUGGCGCUAGACAGGUGGAGAAAACAGCUGGGCCUAGCUCUUCAGCGCUACAACUAGACGAUGUUACUGCUACACAACUACCCGUGCAGGACCCAUCAUCUCCGAGUUCCUUCAUAGAAGAUAAGGAAGGACGACAUGAAGAAUCUAACAAAAACGGUAGAGAACAGAAGAAGCGUGCUGGGAGCGGCUUAUCGGUACUGGAAGAGCGUGAAGCAGAAAAUGUUGGCACUGUCGCGGGUGGCAUUGUUGGCGCUGUCGCAACGGGAGCUCUCAAAGGCGCUGCGCCAGCUGUAAUCGGUGCUGGUAUCGUGCAUCCGGGAAUGCUGCCAGGCGCCACGAGCAGCGAAGCUGACCAACUAGUACCAAACCAACUGAAGGGAGUCGGCGUCGAGUCGCCUUUCAAUAAAGUGUUUGGAACCUCCUCGCCUUUGUCACCCGAUUCGGACGGAAAGAAGACAGAUGAGGGGACCCAACAGGAAGCUGGUACUACUGCGAAAACCAGUAGUGAAGCAGCUCCACCUCCACCUAGCAGCUCCACCACAAAGGGUAAGGAAGCGGCUCAAGCAAAAUCAAAAAGCGCAGAUGAGAAGACAUCUUCGACAUCAAAAGAUCAUGAGUACGACAAGACACAGGAGACCGACCACGUUUGCUCAGGUGGUUCCUGCGCUACGCCAUCAGCUGAAAAGGCAAGUGAGAAGGCUACGCCAGAUGAGGUUACUCAUCAAGUAGUAGCGCCAGAGAAAGCACUGAAGAAUUUAAAUGACGAAAACCAGUCAAAAGAGGAUGUAAAAGAGCUCGCUCUUCAUAAUCAGGUUGUGCUUCCUGAUCGGGAAGAGGUAAUCUUUUACAAAAUAAACCGAAAUGUUAGAAAAAUCGUUUUUCCCGUUCCCCCACAGCAAUUUAAUUUCUAUUUCAUUACCGCUACAUCAACUUCUACCUUCAUACAAAAACGCCAACCUCGGCGCCAGGUCGUGCCUUUGUCCGACCUAAGGGACCACACUUCUCAGCAUUUAGGAACGAUCUACAUUGGCGACAAUGAGCAGGAGGCCCAUGUGAUCUUCGAUACAGGGUCGACCAAUCUUUGGGUCCUCUCGGACCACUGCAACUCGAAAAGUUGCAAAAAGGCAAACGAACCUAUGUAUUCCCUCGCCAAGUCCGGACCUGACGCGCAUUACUUCAGAAAUCAUGCCACGUAAAAAUUCUUUCUACCUAUUUUCGUCAGGUGAUAGCUGUAGUGCAAGAAGUGCCAACGUAGAUAAUUAUAAUAAAUAUAAUAUAGCCCUCUACUCCGCGUCCGCCUUAAAAGUAAGAUGAUGAUAGAUUGUAUCCAUGAAAUGGGUAUAAUUUAGUUGCUUGAUGCACUGGAUGACUUAGGUAUUAACUCUAACUGAAUGAGUAGAAUCUUCCUUGAAAGAAAGUCUCUCGCAUCCAUCAGGUUGGAAAUCCAAUUUGGAUCGGGGACCCUGGCAGGACCACAGGCUGUGGAUUCAGUAUGGAUUGCUAAUCACAAGAUCGAUGAUCAACCGUUUGCGAUGAUCAAAUUUAUGUCUUUUGCCAUAUGAAUGUACCUGGUAGACGUAGAUAUGUUCGUUUUGCUUUGAAUGGGGUACAUGUAGCUAUACUGAGGCGGGUUACUUAAUUAUACCAUUAUAGUGGUUAAAGUAUCUUCAUGUGUAUGAAUUUCAUGUUCCAAGUUUGCCUUGUACGGAAUGUAUGAUGUUAAUAUGGCAACAAAAGAUGCAUUCAAAUGAGCUUGAGCACCAAGACAAACACGAAAACCCGACGAGGUAACAAGACUUACAGUGAAGUAAGUAGAAGUAGAACAAGUACUUGGUUGUUCGUGUUUCCGUCUCUAAAUAAUCCGAGAAGGGAGCUGUUUUCGACACGUUGCGGUAUGGUGGCAUCCUGGGUUUAGCUUUUGAAAGUAUGGCGGCUCCUGGUAUGGUGGGUCUCAUCACCCAGGCGAUGCGCGAGAACGUGUUCGGUGGGCACAAUCAAAUGAGCUUUUUCUUCACGCGAAACCCCAGGAUACGAUCAGGGGCAUACUUCGGUGGUAUGAAUCCGGCUUUGUAUCAUGGCGUGCCGCAGUGCCUCGACGUUGUGCACGAGCAUUACUGGCAGGUAGGAGUUCACCGCAUGGGCAUCAUGUGGGGAAAAGAGAAUGCCCACAACAUCGAUUGUUAAGGCAGCAUUUCGAUUUCCAGUUCCAGAGCCAAAACCCUUAGAAGAAGAAAUUAAUUCUACUCUGCAGGAGGGGUACUAGAUCUAGUUCUCGUCGUGCUAAUCGCCGUCUACUAAACCUACAACUCCUGUCAUUAAAUACAACUUCUUAGUUCUCAUUCAUUGAAGAGUUGAACUACGACAAGAAUCAUUUCUAUGUCUAAAAGCUGAUCACGAACGAGAAGAUGGGUCUUGCUGAGUCCACCGACGACGAAGUCGUGAUUGGCAAGCCUACCAGUGCCAUCUUUGACACAGGAACGACAUGGAACGCUGCUCCUACCUAUUUUGUCAACUACAUCUUGAAAACGCUGGAACCUAAGGGCUUUGCGAAUGUGGACUGCAGCAGGGUGAAAAAACACUACGUCGGAAAGGAUCCAAAGGGGUAUUCAUUUUUCUUGGUUGAUAAGCUUCAUCUGAGAUAUUCUGGCACUUAAUCUGAAACUUCUUCUACUGCUAGUACUAGUGGAUGACCGUGGUACUACAACUACAACUACAACUACAACUACAACUACAACUACAAGGCACCCACAUGAAUAAGAAAACUCUAGAGGUGUUUAGCACUUUAAAAGCCCAAGGCUCUACCUCUCCGAGAGGGCGUCCGUACUAGUAGCCCGACGGGUUUCCCUCUGAAUCCUGAACCCUGAAUCGAGAGCCGGCUCUCCUUGGUGUCCCUUCUAUAUGGGAGGGACUUGAUUGGCCACCUGAAUCCUGAACCUUGAAUCGAGAACGGGCUCGCCUUGGUGCGUGUCCCUUCUAUAUUUAUAACUUUUUUCCCCCACAAACAGCAAGAAAGCAAAAACCAGCGCGAGAAGCGUUUUCCUUUUUAGGCAAAAACAAACGCCGGGGAGAAUUGACCCGAAUCAAAAUGAUGGGUCUGACUUUUUCGGUGAACGUAGUUCAGAUACGACAAAGCCCAUCACCAGAAAGAGGCGAAAAGGCUCCACAAGCAGCGUCAGACCGUCGGCGGAGCUGGUGGCGGGAGGGUGGCGCAGAAAUGGCGCGGCGCAUUGGGUGGGCGUCUCUGGCGCUUGUUCAGUCAAUGCGGUCCGUGCAGAUGGUGCAGCAAGGGCAUGCACCAUAACAAGUGAAAGAGCAGGCAGACAAUGACAGCACUCACAUAGAUACCCACGGAGAACGAUAAGCAGACGCGCCGACUUGUUUCCUUCCCUACGCCCAUCGGGCAGAUUGUUAGACCGACGGGGGGGAGUGCUUUGCUAUGACUGAAAGAGAGAGACCGACGAGCCGCAAGGACUGGCAAGCCUUACUUACAUACCACGGACCCAGCGCACCCACCCACAGACUUUCUGACAGGGUGGGAGGGAGUCUCUGAGAGAGGGGCCGAGACUGACUCACGCACCCUCUCCCCCCACAGACUCACGCACUCGCCCCCCCGCGCAUUGUCUGACAAACGCCACAGACCGGCCCCCUCGCUCUCUCACGCACUGACAAGCAGAGCCACUCGCGGGGGUCAGCGCUGGGCUCAGCGCGCGCUGGGCUUCAGCGCUGGGCUUCCUUCAGCGGUAGGCUUCAGCGGUGGGCUUCUGCGUUGGGUUUUGGCGCUGGGUUCCCGCGCUGGGUUUCCGCGCUGGGUUCCGCGCUGGGUUCCGCGCUGGGUUCCGCGCUGGGUUCCGCGCUGGGUUCAGCGCUGGGUUCAGCGCUGGGUUCGGCGCUGGGUUUGGCGCUGGGUUUGGCGCUGGGUUUGGCGCUGGGUUUGGCGCUGGGUUUCGGCGCUGGGUUUCGGCGCUGGGUUUCAGCGCCGGGCUUCCGCGCUGGGUUCCGCGCUGGGUUUCGCGCUGGGUUCCGCGCUGGGUUCCGCGCUGGGUUCCGCGCUGGGUUCCGCGCUGGGUUCCGCGCUGGGUUCCGCGCUGGGUUCUGCGCUGGGUUCGGCGCUGGGUGUGGCGCUGGGUUUCGGUGCUGGGUUGCGGCGCUGCGCUUCCGCGCUGCGCUUCCGCGCUGCGCUUCCGCGCUGGGUUUGGCGCUGGGUUUGGCGCUGGGUUUCGGCGCUGGGUUUCGGCGCUGGGUUUCGGCGCUGGGUUUCGGCGCUGGGUUUCCGCGCUGGGUUUCCGCGCUGGGCUUCGGCGCUGGGUCCCACGCUGGGUUCCACGCUGGGUUCCACGCUGGGUUCCACGCUGGGUCCCACGCUGGGUUCCACGCUGGGUUCCACGCUGGGUUGCGGCGCUGGGUUUGGCGUUGGGUUUGUUGGGGGAUAUAAUUAAACAGCCAAGAACACUCACCCAGAACACUAACCCGGACUACCCGCCCAGAAUAUUGCCUGACUAUAUUGGCAGGGAGGGGAACACCGACAGACACAGCCAAAAACCAAAGACAACAAGCGAGAAAAAGAGCCCACGGCAGAACAAUACCAGCAAAAAAAAAAAACACCCGCACACACAUACGGUAAAAAAGAAAAAACUUGGAGGAAAUUACCAGCGAAAACCGCGCCGCGCGCUGGGUUGUUUGCUGGGUUGUUUGCUGGGUUGUUUGCUGGGUUGUUUGCUGGGUGGUUUGCUGGGUUUUAAGAAGAGAAUAGAACGCGCGGCCGGUUUUGCGCUGGGUUUUGCGCUGGGUUUUGCGCUGGGUUUUGCGCUGGGUUCUGCGCUGGGUUCUGCGCUGGGUUUGCGCUGGUAGGGUUUUGCCGCUCCUUUUUUUUGCGCUGGUAUUUUUCUGCGGCGAAAAUUCUCCGCGAGCAGUGGCGUCCAAUAUUAUCCAUGAAUAUUAUCCACGAAUCAAUAUCCUCCGCGAAUAUCAUCCACGAGAACCAUCCAUGAAUAUUACCUGCGAAUAUAUAUUUAUUAUCCACGAAUAUUAUCCGCGAACAUUAUCCGCGAAUCUUAUCCACGAAUAUUAUCCACGAAUAUUAUCCACAAAUACUAUCCACGAAUAUUCUCCACGAAUAAUUUCCCCGAAUGUUAUCCACGGAUGCCGCCCAUCCAUGAAUGUCACCCACUGACACGACCACCCGCGAACACUGUCCGCGGGUAUUGCCUAGCUAUGAAUACUAGCCGGGAACACUAUCCACGAACCAACACCGCUCACGGAUGUCGUUUAUCUGCCCAAGAAUAUUGCCCGCGAACACUGUCGAGGACGACCAUGGCAGAUCCUCCCUGCAAAUAUUGCCCAAGAAUGAUAUCCACGAAUAUUGUCCGAGAAUACCAUCCCCGAACAGUAUCCCCAGGCAGUAGCCUUAUCCGCGAAGACUCAGAAACAGAACGACAAACACCACGCACGCAGCGGCGCCCGCAGGUGCGUCGUGAGUGCUCUGCCUGUCAAAAGCCAAGAGGGUAGAGGGACAGCGAGACCCUACGCAGGCGCCGCGCGUUCUUGCUACUGUGAUGCCUACGCAUACCCACACACUUGCGCUUGCGCACUUAAAUACACACGCGCACCAGCUUAACUACUUACGCCCGCAGGCGUUUGCGUCUGUCUUUGCUUAUGGUGUGGGUGUGGCUUAGAUAGAUAGCGCGCGAGAAAGAGACAGAGAGAAAGACAAGGCGAAGGCGCGCGCGUCUGUGUGUGUGUGUCACUAUGAACGUGCGAACAGACUAAGCCAGCGCGCGGGCGGCGCUCGCUGCGUGCUCUGCUCUGCUCCGCGCGGUCAGACUCUUCGCCCAUUCUGGGUCUGAUCGAUGGGUCGGCUCCUCGCUCUGCAUCCAACCACUCGCCGAAGGAUCGACCGACCAGGUCCGACAGUCAUGCAUUGACAGCCCGACCCACUCUGAUACUGUUGGUUUCGCUCAUUCUCACCCCGAGCAGGUGGGGCUGCCUGCGUGCACCUCCGCAAGGGUAGACAGUGCAGGCGCCUUGCUCUGCAAAGACACUACCAGGGAGCCAGUCUCUUUUUCUCUCGCGGGCGACCGAGCGACAAGGCCUCCGCCUGGAACGAAGGGGGGGCGUGCUCUCCACCGGCAGCCAGCUCGUCUACGCCGCGGGAGGGGAGCAAGCACGUAGAGCGAAAACAACAGACAGCAGCGCGCCCAACAGGACCACCGCGACCCCGUCAGCGGGGAAAGCUACCAACCAUCCCUCCCCAAGGAAGGCCAGCGAACACCGUCGAAGAAGGCGGCGAACGCUACCAGGUACCAAUGGGCUAGGUGACUGCGGCCCAAGAGCCUCGCCAUGCAGAAACUGGCUACCUGACGACGAAAGACAGCGGGCACCAAUAUGGGGGGAGGCGCGGGAAUGGGAUGGGGCCAGAAAUGAAAAGAGCAGCUUCUGGCCGGGCAAAACUGGGGCAACAAGGGCAAACUGUGCUUCGCGCUGGUAUUGGCCCAAGGUCCAACUGUGGGGGUUCAAAGUUAUAACUAUAUGGGAGGGACUUGCUUGGCCAUCUGAAUCCUGAACCCUGAAUCGAGAGCCGGCUCCCCUUGGUGUCCCUUCUAUAUGGGAGGGACUUGAUUGGCCAUCUGAAUCCUGAACCCUAAACCGAGAACCUGCUUCCUUUGGUGUUCCCUCUAUAUGGCAGGCGACGCGAUGUCUCAUCUGAACCCUGAACCGAGAACCCGCUUCCCUUGAUGUUCAUUCUAGAUGGCAGGCGACGCGAUGUCUCAUCUGAAUCCUGAACCCUGAACCGAGAGCCCGCUUCCCUUGGUGUUCCCUCUAUAUGACAGUUACAACAGAGAAAGCACUGCAAUGUAUAAACAUGCAAACCAGCAAGCAAAAGUGUGGCGCUUUUUUGUGGUUUUUUUGCUUAUCUUUUAAAGCUUCGAGCUUUUUCCUUCUCUUUGUUUUUUUUUUUAUCAUCACCAGCUUGGUCGUUCCUCGCGGAUUCGUCUGCGUGCAAUUGAGCGAGUGAAUUUCUGGCGGAGUGGCGAGCGUCUCGCCCGCUGCUUCUGGCUGCGUGUGCGUUGAAGUAAGUUGCAAUAUUAUUUUCUUGGUGCCCCGCUUUAAAGUAGUAAUAUUAUUUUUUUGCGUAAUUUAGAUUAGUGCUGAGGCUAUUCGGAUAAAAUAGCUAGCCAGCGCGGAACGAAGCCGCUGGCGACGUUCGUUUCUUUGUUUUCUUUUCGUGUCAGUCUGUCUGCCAGCUUGGCUCUGGGCCAUUCUUUCAGUCACUGGGUGGCACCCACACGACGGACCUGACAGACCAUGCACGCGGCAGCUGCCCAGCUAGCUACUUACAUACUACAUACUGACUUACUUACUUACUAAGUCAGUCUUAGUGACUGACGUGCCGCCCGCGAUCUAUGAGUGUGCUAGCUUCUAUUUUUAUUAAUUAGCUACCGCGAAGUCAUUGACUGACUUCCUUCGCUCGCAGACUUCGCCCUUUCAUUCUUCUCACCCUCGGCGGACCUGAGAGAGAGAGUGGUUGGCUCGUUCGUUGGUCGGACGGUGCGUGGUCGGUGGCUGGCUGGCUCGCUCGCGCGCUGUAGCUAGUUAGUAUGUAAG